This is a messenger RNA of Ricinus communis (castor bean), 1765 nucleotides long. Its product is annotated as auxin-responsive protein IAA32. Gene Ontology annotation, cellular component: nucleus. Gene Ontology annotation, biological process: regulation of DNA-templated transcription. Lineage: Eukaryota; Viridiplantae; Streptophyta; Magnoliopsida; Malpighiales; Euphorbiaceae. The transcript is spliced from 4 exons. The record is from RefSeq and is a predicted model, not a curated record. Bases 968 to 1525 code for a protein of 185 amino acids. Gene Ontology annotation, molecular function: protein binding.
UUAAUGCAAUCCAAUGACUCUCAUCCGCUUACAAGAGAAUCCUAUGUUGGAAAGCAGGUUUCAUCCAUAGAGCACUGUCCUCUCAAGGCAAGGCAGAAUGGGAUCGAGGGGGUGUGGUCAGAUCAUUGUCCCCUCACCAGGAGUAAUUCCACUGUCUUCUCUGAACACAGUUCUCACCAAGAAAGCUUAGACACAAAGAAGUAAGCUUUAGGAUUGCUUUUUCCCUUGAAAGCAUGACUUAAGUAAGCCCCAGGAGACACCCUCGUUAAUCCACUUUACCUCUUAGGAUUGGUUUCAUUUUGGCACAUAAGAGAUUCUUAAUUAGGAAGAGGCUGUCAGGGAUUGAACUCUGGACCUUCUUUGGAACAUCCUUUCAGGGUUUGUAUUUGAACCUUCUGCACUACGAGAUAGGUGUUUGAUCACUGAAUUACUAGCCUAAUAGUGCUGCUGGGAUUCACAAAAUUGUCACAAUAUGGUAAAAAUAUUUGUAAAUCAUUUUCCAAUAGAAAGUUUUAUUAAACUUAAAUGAGAGUUAUUCUGCUUGUUGUUGGUGUUGGCUCCAAGCAGUUCUAUCCUGAUCAACUUUUGGAUUUUCAACCUGAAAGCAGAGCCAUUUGUAGCAAUAUUGGGUUACAGAAUCUAAACCAACUUUUGUUAUAAUCACUUUGGCCAUUCCUUGUUUUUCUGUUUUUUAGUAACUUGCUUGUGUACUUCCCAUGUUGGUAGUAUCAGAAGUAACAGAAGAAGAUAAGCGCCACUCAAUGAUUGAUAAUGGGAGAAAGGUUACUUGUCUUCCAUUUACUUUCCCUAUUGGCCCCCAUUUGUACUUUCAGUUCUGUUUUUCAGAUUCAGAUAUAGCUACCGAUCAAGCUCCAUAUAUAUAAAUAGAUUCCCCUACCUGGUGCAAACCAAUACAACUCAACAUCCGACACUCAAUAUUUUUAGUCCUUUUUUCUGCGAUAUCAUAAUGGAUUCAAGUGCAUCAAGCUUUUUUCUCAAUCCUUCAGCUCUUCAGUCAGUUUACUAUCCAGCAAAGGAGGAUGAGGAUAUUAUCGAUCUCGGUCUUAGUCUCAGAACCUUUCAACCCGACGCUUAUCAUCCAUCAGGACAUUACAUAGGCCAAGAGGGGUAUGAUGAACUAAUGGCCUGGCCUCAUCAGGGAAAUCAUCCAUCACUGAGACAUUCAAAUUCAGGAUAUCAAAGAAACACACAACAAGAAUAUGACGAGGAUGCAGAAGGCGUGCAAAGCAAAGAAAGUUGGGCUUAUGUAAAAGUAAAUAUGGAUGGUGUUGUUGUUGGCAGGAAAAUUUGCAUACUAGAUCAUGGUGGUUACUCAAGCCUUGCAGUUCAACUUGAAGACAUGUUUGGAAUACAAACUGCAACUGGGCUAAGGCUGUUCCAGCCAGGAUCUGAAUUCUGCUUGUUUUACCAGGACAGGGAGGACAAUUGGAGAACUGUUGGUGAUGUUCCCUGGAAGGAAUUUAUAGAAUCCGUCAAGCGGCUAAGGAUUGCACAAAGAAAGUGAAACUUUUCUUCUGCCAUGUUCAUCUCUGUCUCACGAUCUAGAAGCGUUUCUUUGAAUUGCCACGAUUAUGAGAUGAAACCAACCUGUUUACCUUUGAGCUUAAGAAGAAAAAACAGGUAGAAAUUAACCAAUGCAGAUUUUUAUGUUUGAAUCAAUUUAGUAACACUUUGUUAUAAUAAGUGUAUGUUCUUUAGUACUUCUCUGUCAUAAAUAAUAUAGGGAAAAGGCAGUUCCAGCAGU